UUAUAUUUCUUAUUAUUUCCCAAAAUACCAUAAUAAAACUUACAUAUAAUUAUUCAGAAAUGAAUUAUCUUUCAAAUGGUAUAAUUCUUAAUAAAAUCUGAAAUAAUUAAAGAUGAUCGAUAAUUAGUUAAAAAUCAAUUAUUGGUAAUUAUCGAUCAAUCUUCACACCUCGGCGCGGGUCAAUAGACAAGGACAAUGGUUUAUGACAGUGUGUGUUUUCACAUCCAAUUGCGACAGGCUAAUAAUUCAUGAAUAUUCAUGAAGUGAUAUUAUCCAAUCACAGAAAAGAAAGGGCUACGUAAUGGCGUUUGUUUGAGAAAAAUCGGCCGGAAGCUAUUUGUUCAAAAAAUCGUCAAAGUUCACCUAUUCUUACAGAAAAAGUACAAGGUUGUGCAAUAUAUAUAUUGACAUCCUAAUGAUGACUUAAACAUCAACUUGAAAUGGCAGGACAGUACCCUGGCCCAUUUUGUGAGGAAGCUGGACUUCUGUCAGCAAAUCUUAUCCACAAUGUGAUAGAACCAAAACCUGAAGGAACCCUCAAACAUGGCCAUAUAAUUGAGCUGAAGAAAUUUGCUGAUGCCUCAAAACUCCCUCUAACCAAUCUCAUUACCUGGCUAAAUCAAAUUGACAAAAAGACAUGUGAAAUUAAACAAGCCACGCUGUCUGUCCGCAUCAAACGUGUUAUUGAAACAAACAAAAAGUUGCUACACAAAAAGAAAGUAGCUGGAUUCAAGACUUCGAAUGAGUACCAGAAUUCUCCGUUCAUUCCUUUGACUGUCUCGCUGUCAGGAAACACGACAACCAAAGUUAACAAUAAUGAGACUUGUGUUGAAAAAAGUAAAACUGAAAGUGAAAUGUCUGAUCCAAAGAAAGUUACUUCAAAACAAGAUGAUUAUUCAGAAUUAGAGAAAUGUGUAAGCAAAGAACCCUUAGUUGAGGAAUUAAAAACAAAGAACAUGUUACAGUAUGAAAUCAGUAAACAGCAAAAAAUGCUUAGUAAAAUGAAAUCACUUGUAAGUUCUGAACGCGAACAGCUUGGGCAGUUGAAGUCGACAAAAGGACAUUUUUCUGUCCGAAACGUAACAAAACGAGAUGCCCUUGCUGCUAAGAAUAGAAAACUACUCCGGGAAGCACAUGCUACUAUUGCGAAACAGAAGAAACUGAUAGAAGACAUUGAAGCACAAAACUUAAAACUUUCUCAAGAGGAUGAAAGACUGAAACAUGAGUUAUUGAACAGUUGUUGUAAUGAAAGUAACAGUUAUGAACAAUCAGACACUCACUCCUUUGAACACCAGAUGAAAAAGAAAAUGCUUGAGAAUGAAAUGUAUGUGGAAAAUUUGUUGACUGAAAAUGAAAGCUUGAGAAAAAAGGUCAGUCGGCAGUUGUCCGAUAAAAAUAAUGCCAAAAGGUCUGUAAGGUAUUUUAAAAAAAAUGUCAAUACACUUCGCAGUGAAAUAAAAACAAGAAAUCAAAUUAAAACCCUGACACAGACUGUCGCAGAGAAACAGAAAGAAAUUGAUCAGCUGCAGAUUGAAAAUGAGUUUUUAAAAGAUGAUAAGAAACAAAAGUAUGAAACAAAGAACUCUGAUGGGUCUUUCAAUGAUAGUAUAAGACUGUGUGUAAUUGAAUUAGCUGGACUUGAAGUAGCAGUUGAGAAAGUCUCCCCAGUAAUUCAAGUUAUUUCCAGGCACAUGUUUUCUCGUGAAAUAAGUAAAGCAGACCUCCCAACUAGCUCAACUGUCCAAACAAUUGUUGAUGAAGGUCACUUUUUAGCAAAGACUUAUAUUUCAACAGUUAUUGAUGCUGCUGAAAGUUUCGGUUUGAACAGAGAUGGAACUUCGCGCAAAAAGCAGAAGAUAGUUGACACGUCGGUAACCUUAGACACAGGUGAUGUGAUGAGUUUGGGCUUCACUCGUGUUGCACAUGAAAGUGCUAAAACAAUAAACAGUGUAACUAAGAACAGCAUAGAUGAACUUGCCCAGUUGAAUAGCACAUUUUGUUCAGACAAAAAUGAUACAGCAAAUACUAAUGAAGAGUACAUUAGAAACACCCUGCAUAAACUCGCCUUCAGCAUGUCCGACAGAGCGAGCAAUGAAAAACUAGCGGAUAAACUUCUCGAUGAGUGGAGAGAUGAAGUUCUGGAAACUUGUGAAAAUGAAGACAAAACAACUGUCAAACACUUCCACUGCAUGGCACAUGUAUUGUUGGGAUUCCACAAGUAUGCAUGCACCGACGUUAAAUCAGUUGAAACAAGUUUAGCUAAAGAAAGUGGUCCACUUGGACGUGACAGCCUUCCUGCGUUUAAAUAUUGGCGUUCGUCGGGCACAGUUGUUGAACGUGUGGUACGCACAACUGCAGAAACAUUUGGUCCUGCUGGUGACCAUCUGGGAUUAAAAGACAGAUGGGAUGCGGAUUGCAGUCAAAAGGGUGUCAAGUCUGUCCUGGGUAAUUAUCGUGACAACCGUUUCAACGGCAUAUUUCAAACUUCGGCUGAGGUGCUAGUCCAUGCAGAUCAAAUGCUUGAUGUGCUUAGCACAGUGAAAAAUCCAAACCGGAAGCUUCAAGCAGUUAAAGCAGACCUUCAGUGUGAAAAAGUAAGAACUCUCCUUCAAUGUUUUGGUCUGUUUUAUGUUAAGCUGACAGGACCAUACUGGAAUCUUGUUACUUCAGGUGCAGUGCCUUACCUUCUCUUGUACAGUCAUAUCCAAGCUAUCGCCGCAUACUUGAAAUCCUGUUCUGAAGAUCCAGCCACACUCCUCAACCCAGAAGGACACUGGGAAACAAAUGAUGCUCAUGGUAUAGCAGACAUUCCCUACAAGCAGCGUUUCAUAGAAACUGUUUUUGAAGUAAAUGACCAGACCAAAGAACUGCUUUAUCAAAUGAUUAAAACUGUAAGUACAGCAAUGCUGAAGUGUAUAGAGAAGCAGUUAAUUGACUUUCUACCAGGAGGGCAGUUCAGUGAAAAACCCUGUCAGGAGGACCUCAGAAGAACCAGUUAUGCCCACUCGACAAACCUCGGAUGUGAACACCAUUUUGGUGACCUUGACAGCAGUCAGAAGCGUCGUCCUAAUGCAUCCAUGCAUCACCAUUCGACUGUACAGCUCUUGAAAAGAAACAGAAAACCCAUGAUCGGAUGGCUUGCAGAAAUGUCCGAGUCUGAAAGGCAGGUUGUUUUAAAAAAAGCGCGGCAAGGCGGACGAAAUCUGAGAAAAAUUCACAUGCAAGCAGAAAAAGAAGUGAUAGAUGAAAUUAGUAAUGACAUGAUCAAUGAAAAAAACAAAAAAACAAGCAAAAAAAGGAAGCGAAAUGUAGAAACUGAAUGUGAACAAAAUUUUGUUGAUGAUGCAGAUGAGAUAACCAAAGACUUACUUCCAAUCCAUGAACCAUACAAUGAAAAUGAAUACGUAAUCGUAGCAUACCAAGACCAGUGGUAUCCUGGGUGUGUUCAGAAAUCGGCAGAACAGCAAAUUGUAGUAAACUUUAUGUGUCCAACACGGAAGGCAGGGCAUUUUAUUUGGCCCGCGAGAAAAGAUGUACAGACAGUAUGUAAUGAGUUUGUCAUUAAAAGAAAUUUUGUCCCGGAAUGUCUGAACUCUGGGCGCCUGUGGAAAAUUGUUGACUUCGAGGAAGUAGAGGAUUUAUACAAAAAAUAUUGUAAGGUGUAUUUUUAAUGUCAAGCCAAGUAUCAGCAAUGAAACAAAUGAUUGUAACAUGUCACUGUGAUAUAUUUAUUUAAUAAUGUGUGUUUAUAUAAAAUAUGUUGUGAUUUAUAUCUCAAAUUAAAUUUCAUCAAGACAAAUUAUGUUAGGAGAUAGUCAUAUAAUGACGCAACAAAUUUUUAAAAGCAAAAUGCAUUUAACAAAUCCAAAAUGUGUUAAUGAAAACAUUUCAGCAACAUUUGUUAACUUAUUGCACUGUCACUGUGAUAUAUCUAACUUAUUGAAUUUGUUUUAUGUUAUCAUUCAUUUCAUGUAAAAAUGUUGAUUUCUCAUUGAUUUUAUGUAUGUUGUAAAUGUACAAAUAAAAUUUAAAAUA
This is a messenger RNA of Mercenaria mercenaria, 4035 nucleotides long. RefSeq lists its product as uncharacterized. Bases 441 to 3671 code for a protein of 1076 amino acids. The record is from RefSeq and is a predicted model, not a curated record. Lineage: Eukaryota; Metazoa; Mollusca; Bivalvia; Venerida; Veneridae. The transcript has 2 exons.